Messenger RNA from Acanthaster planci (crown-of-thorns starfish), 4002 nucleotides. RefSeq lists its product as uncharacterized. Gene Ontology annotation, molecular function: mRNA binding. The record is from RefSeq and is a predicted model, not a curated record. NCBI's taxonomy places the organism in Eukaryota, Metazoa, Echinodermata, Asteroidea, Valvatida, Acanthasteridae.
CGCGAAAACGACAGAACGUAAGUUUCUUUCUUUUUUGCGUAUUUUUAAACAACUGCUUGCUUAAUCAACAUAUUGGAACCAAGGUUUUGACUGCGUGUUUGGGCUGUGUUGUGAUGCUCUGCAGUGAAUGCUACCAGAUACGGUACACGUACCACAAGUGGACUGACUGUGUCUCCUUUUCUGUUAACUGUUGACAAGUGGAGACAAUUUUUACAAGAUCUCAUAGCAGCUGACAUUACAAGUGACUGCUUGCUUCCGAAGAUUGCAUCUGCACCCUCGAGCCAGUCCUGUCACUGACCAGCUGUAGCGGUCGACCCGUCGACUGACCCGGCCACAAUGUACAACGGCGUGGGCCUGGCCACGGCCCGGGGCAGCGGCACCAAUGGCUUCGUUCAGCGCAACUUUGCCCUGGUGCGCAACCAGUCCCAGAAGUUGGACUACAAGUCGGCGGAGGAGGUGGAGAAGCAGGAGGCGCUGCUGCUGCGCCGGCCCAACCAGGAGAUCCUGGCCCACGAGCGCAAGCGGCAGGUGGAGCUCAAGUGCGUGGAGAUGAAGGAGAUUAUGGAAGAGCAGGGGUAUUCGGAAGAAGAGAUCACGCGCAAAGUGGCAGCCUUCCGCAAGAUGCUGAUGAGUAAAGAAGGAGUCAAAGACGAUGACGAACCACUUACAAAGUCACAGCUGACUGAGACGCACCAGUUUGCCCAGGCUAAGGAGAAACAGAAUGCCAAGCUGAGGGAGGCAUUUGGAAUCGGAGACAGCUACGUGGACGGCAGCUCCUUUGACUCGGAGCGGAAGGCCAGGGAGGCGGAAGCUCGCGCCAUGCAGGCCAAGAAAUACGAAAUUUUGCGUGAGCCAAGUGAGUCUCCACCGCCCACCAAGCACAAGAAGAAACGGUCUGGCCGUCAUCGCAGCCGCAAAAAACGGAAAAAUGGAGAAUUUGACAGAUCAGAGAGCACCUCCCCUGUGCGCAAGGAGAAGAAGAAGAAGUCACACAAGAGAAAGAGAGACAGAUCAGGAAAAAAGAGUAAAAAGCACAGGUCCAGUAGUCGUUCCAAACGUAAACAUAAGAAGCACCGAAGCAGAAAGUCCUCUGAUCAUGGGGACAAGAAGAGCCAUCGUCACCGCCAUUACAGCGAUUCGCUGUCUGACUACAGCUCUGACAGCAGCUACUACUCUGACUCCGACAGCGGGAGCUCCCGCAGCCCCUCGCCACGUCGGUCCCGCAGGUCCCGGUCCAACUCCCGCAAGAGGUCCCGCCGGUCCUCGGACAGCCCCACCCGCAAUGGCAGCCACAGGCGGAGGUCACGAUCCCCGACUCCCAGGAAAUCACCGCGGGAGCGGGAUUCAGACCGAUCCCAGCGGCGGAGGGACAUCAGCAGGUCGCCGGCUCGUAGAGGUCGGUCUCGCAGCCCGACCCCUCGUAGACGCUCAAGGAGUCGUAGCAGAACGAGAUCUCGGACUCCGAUUUCCCGACGCCGGUCGCGCUCCCCGAGCUACUCGAGACGCUCCCCAUCGCCGAGUCGCGUCUCCAAGAAUCCUGCUGAUGGCGAAAAGAGGAAGGACUUCUCGCCCAUCCGCAAGCGACGGAACUCCCCGAGCUUUCUGGAUCGCCGGAGGAUAACCAGCGCCCGCAAGCUGCCCAUUCCAUACCAUCGACCAGCAGCCCCCAGCCCCUCCACCAGCGAGAGCUCAUACUUCUCCUAUGACAGCCACUCCUACAGCCGGUCCCCCUCACGGACCCCCUCCCGCAGCCCCACAGGGUCCCGGUCGCGGUCUGGCAGUCGCAGCCGGAGCUACUACAGUCGUAGCAGCUACGAGCGGUGACAGCCGGCCUUUGGUGUGUUUUUUUGUCUUAGCUUUCAUUACCAGACAGAAAAAACUUGGAAAAAACUCAUCUCUGACGUAUGUUUGAAUUGAGAUAGCCAGUUAGCAUUUGGAGAACUUUGAGCGUCGUUUGAAUAUUCAGAGGGAUGAGUUAAUGUUUCCGUGGGCUGGUAAUGUUAUUUUCAUGCUCAAUUUUCUGAAGAAAACAAGUAGUUAUGAGAUGGUUGAAAAAUGCCAUGUUGAAUUGAAAUUAAAGAAAUUGGGCCCACAUUUCUCAGAAUGGGAUGACAUACUUUGGAAUUAAAUGUUUAGGAUGAAUUCUUGACUUGUGCAAGAUGAGAUAGUCUUUUUAUUCUUGCCAAGGUACAAGUUUUGUUUCUUGUGAAAAUUGAGCGUGCAAACUUCAAAUGUGGCAUUGUUUUGAUACCCUGGUGUCUUUCUGAGUUCUGAAUUUGCCAGCAUGGAAUGUGGUUCCUUUGUGCAUUUUAAGCUGUUGGUUUUGAGUGAGUGUGAGAGUUUCUUUUGUUAUUUCUGUUUAAACUUUGAACUCAGAAAGAUGCCACCACAGACCGGGACCUGUGCAAAAAAUAAAGAAAGCCUGAAAUGAAACGUCAGGAUGUAUUCAUGUCAAACAUGCAGCAGAAUAGCAUAGCUGUCAUCUUUUAUUAUUUAUUUAGAGUGUGGGCACGUUAUUGUUGACCAAUUACUGAUACAUUCCUUUCUACACUUUGCUGUGUGAGCAGUGACAUGCUUAUUUGAUUCAGCAGGGGGUACGAAGAGGGGCCUGUCUGUUUAAAAAUGAAAGUUUCCAACUUGCAGCUGCUCUCAGAAGUGACUAAAAAUGACCGGGGUCGUUCUUGUGUUGAGUUGGGUGCGCUGUCUGCCUUUGUCAUACAGGAAGCAUCAGAAAUGCCAAAAUCCAAUAAUAGUAAUUGAUGGAAAAGUGUCGGAAUAAUUUGAAAUUGUAACUUCUAAACUUGGUUAUGGAAAUGUGCUAUACAGUAUGCGGUGUGUUGCAUUCAAAUGAUGGUUUGUUUAGUAACACUUUUCUGGAGAGCAUUUUAGUGUAAAUAAAUUUGGUGACCAUUUUUUCCUUUUAAAAAGAGAAACUUCUGUGAAGUUUAUUAUGUGUAACGUGAACAGGAAAUAUCCAGCAUUUCUUUUGAAUAAACCAGCAACGUUGAUUGUCCAAAAUUUCUUUCCUUUUUCCAAAAGGAAGUUUUUUUGAGGAAAGAAUUUGAGUUCUUUUAGGCAGCUCAAGAAAUAUUUCUGCAAGUCUGUGUAAUUCUAAAAAUGAAAAAUCAAAUCUUGUACAGCGUUUUGAAUGGAUGGUUUUUAUCAGGCUGAGCUUGUUUUUGUCAGCUGGAUGAUUGAGAUGAUUAUGAAGAGAUGACAGUUUUUCAAUGCCGACGCCCUGUCGGUCGCUGCCGUAGGGGUGUAUGGUUGCUACAGUGUAUUAAAGCAAUACCAGAUUGUAAAUAAGAGGCAUAACGUAGUCGACUAGCUUGUAGAGUUCCAUUCCUUUGACCCAAACAUGGACAUAUUGUUAACAGUAUGAAUGGUGGGUUCCUUUUCCUCAGAAUUUUAGCCCAAUAGAAAUUUAAUAAGGGAUUCUUGCUCUGGUUAUCAAGAGUUAGUCACUACCUGCAUUUUACACCCCUUAUUUGAACCCCCCCCAGGUGGGAGGAUGGAUUUUAUUGGAAGUGGGGUAGUUUCGGGACAGAAUUGACAGAAGUGUUUUCCAAAGCCUAAUUCAGGCUAUUUAGGAAAUAAACUGUAAUUUUUGUGGUCUUGCGAACCCCCCUUCUUAGCAUACGAAUUCAUUUCGCCAUCAGCUUGUAUCACUUUUUAGCCCUAACCCCCAUAGGGUGUGUGAAAAAUCAGUUUCAAAUUUGGGGAUUUGAAAAACUUUCAGGGUUUUGUAGCUCAAACAUUUGUAUCAGAUUUCGAAAUAGCCAAAAGGAAAUAUGCCACGUCAAUUUCUCUAAAGCAGACUUGAUUUGCUUUUAUCCGUUCUACCAAUUUGUCAUUUUUAAAGUUUCUUUACAUUUUACUGUAAACAUCACCAUGUAUUUCUUGUCUUUUUUUAUGCUUGUGGAUGUUCUUUUAUCUUUGUAGUGUCUACCCAUUGUAAUAAUCACAAAUGACUUGCAUAAUUAAAUCAGAAUUGAAAUAACA